GGAGGCGGGAGGCGGGAGGCGGGAGGCGCCGGGGCCGUUUAAGCGGCCUCCCUCCCGCCCCCAGCCGCCCGGUCUGGCCCCGGCCCUGCCCCGACCCCCGGCCCGGCCCACGCCGCCCUGCCCCGCCAAGCGGUCCGCGGGGCACGCGGGCGGCCUCCGGAGCAGCCCAGGCCGAUGCGGGCCGCGCGCCCUGCCGCCGGCGCCGACCAGACGGAGCUCCGGGGCCGCGAGAAGGAGCGGAGGAUCAAUGCGGUUCAAGAACCGAUUCCAGCGGCGAUCGCGUUGCUCAGCCCACUUCAUCCUGCCCGACCCCCAUCCCGCCAGGGCUCGCGCCCUUCUCUGCCGACCGGAACCCCAGCCGCAGACGCCGACCCCGGGCCCUCCGCCCUGGCUCUGGCCUCCACCCCUCGUUCCCUGCUUUGGGGGCGCGCGGAACAGGGGCCCGGCAGCUGCUGCGCCCCGCGGCGAGAUCUGUCAACCCGGGUGCUGGGUGCUGGGUGUUCUGGUGCUUUGUCUGCGAUCGGCCCUAGCCACGGGGAAACUGAGGCAUGCUCCCGUGCUGCAGCCUUGCGGGCCGGGGCCGGGCCUUGCCAGUGCUGUUCGCUUGCAGGGUUAGCGUCCAAGGGCGGUGCAGUGUCGGGCACCGCGAAGGGGCAGGUUAGCCUUCGGGUGGCGAGAGCUGCUGUGGAGGCGCCCGUGUUAGGAAACGAGGAGGAGGAACCGAGGAGGCGCCACCGGAAGCCGUGGCCCCAUUCCCAGACCUUCGCUAGUGUGCAGUGAUGGGGAAUUUGAAAGAAGCCAAGAAACGCAGGAAAAAUCUUCCAAGGAGGACAAAAUUGGAAAGCCGUUUCUCAAAGUCCAAAGAUCUUGGACAUAAAGCCUGCAAAUACAAAUUAACAAAAAAAGUACUGAUUUUUAUGGUGUACAACAUUAAAAUGCUGGGAGUACUAUUCAUCAUCUCUUAGAGCCAUGUUCCUUAUAUAUCUUUUGAGCAUCCAGAAAAGUUAUAGGUUCAUGAACCACCGGGCCCCAGCCAAUGGCCGCUACAAACCAACCUGUUACGAACAUGCUGCUAACUGUUACACACAUGCAUUCCUCAUUGUUCCAGCCAUCGUGGGCAGUGCCCUCUUGCAUCGGCUGUCAGACGACUGCUGGGAAAAGAUCACCGCAUGGAUUUACGGGAUGGGCCUCUGCGCCCUCUUCAUCGUUUCCACAGUAUUUCACAUUGUGUCGUGGAAGAAGAGCCACUUAAGGACAGUGGAGCAUUGUUUUCACAUGUGUGAUAGAAUGGUUAUUUAUUUCUUCAUUGCUGCUUCUUAUGCUCCAUGGUUAAAUCUCCGCGAACUUGGACCCCUGGCAUCUCAUAUGCGCUGGUUUAUCUGGCUCAUGGCAGCUGGAGGAACCAUUUAUGUAUUUCUCUACCAUGAAAAGUAUAAGGUGGUUGAACUCUUUUUCUAUCUCACAAUGGGAUUUUCUCCAGCUUUGGUGGUGACGUCAAUGAAUAACACUGAUGGACUUCAUGAACUUGCCUGUGGGGGCAUAAUUUAUUGCCUGGGAGUUGUGUUCUUCAAGAGUGAUGGCAUCAUUCCAUUUGCCCAUGCCAUCUGGCACCUGUUUGUGGCCACGGCAGCUGCGGUGCAUUACUAUGCCAUUUGGAAAUACCUUUAUCGAAGUCCUACAGACUUUAUGCGACAUUUAUGACCAAUCUGUACUAGGUCUUAAAACCAGUAUUAUUUCAAUUAUGGCACUUGGGAGUAGGGUAAGCGCUGAAAAUUGCACAGAGGAAAAAAAAAAAGACAACUGCACUGACUUUCUAUCUUUUGAAUAUAAUUACUGUGAAAGUCUAAAAGCUGUGUUCUAGAAUUUUCCGCCUCACAGCAGAUAAAUAAGGUAGUGAAUUAAUUAUUCAUUCCAUUCCACUAUCAUGAAGGACUCCGGAUAGACUUGGCCAGCCGAUGUUUACAAACAGAAUUUUGUAUUUUAAUUUUACAGAUUUUCCUACAUGAUUUUUCUAAAUUACUAGGUCAGGUUGUAAAAGUCAGUGCAAUAACAAAGAUUCCUUUUUAAGAGAAAAUUGUUUCUAUCACUUUCCCAUAAGCUGUGUGAAGAAUCAUGGACAGAACUUACACUACUUUUACCAUGUUUCAUCUUGGCAUAACAUGGUUAUUUUUUAAAUAGAAAUUUUCAUUUUUUGUAAAUUUUUAAAGAAUAUUUCAUUGAAGCGCAUCUGCGGUUCCUCAUUCAUGUGAAUUUUUGCAGCAAGCUGUCAACAUUCCACAAAUGAACAAACAUUAUACCUCUUCUGAUAGUUUUAUUAAGCAUAGGGGGAUUGCCAAUUUUUAAAAACUGCGGUUUUCCAAACUUUUCUGCCAACCUCUGACUCUGAAUUCCAUGCUGCUUUGGGGCAUAUACUUGACCUAGUUUGGUUUACCAGUGAUGGAAAAGUAUUUUGAUAUCAUUAACUUUUUCAAAAGAUCCAACUUUUUCUCUAUGCCUUUGCCAUGUUUUCUUCAGGGUCUCUUUCUACAGUGGAUGAGUAUUCACAACUAUAUUAUGAUGGUAUUAUUAGAGUGGUCAUCCACUGAAGAUUCCUGAAGAGUAUUAUGAAUUACAGUAAAUAGUGGUAUUGCUUGUUUGGUGCCCGUCAGUUAAGUCAUUGUCACUUAGCUUAAUAUUAUCAGUUUGAUACUCAUUUUCAGUUGUGGAAUUAGAUGCACAAAUUCACAUUCCUAUCUUUCUUCUGUAUCUCCUGAUAUACUUUUUUCUUUUCCGUAGAAGAAUAUUUAAAGCAUUGUUUGACAGGUAGAAACUCAUGCAUCUGUAGUUCAUGGGUUAUAUCCUGGCUCAGUCGAGUGGUAUUUAAUAUAUUAUUUUUGGUUUUCCUUCAGUGUCUUAUAUUAAGAUUAACAUUAGUUGCUUUGUUUAUUAAUCUCCUAUUGGUGUUUUAAUAAAUGAGAUAACCUUGCCUUUAGAUCUGUGCUCAUAUUGCCUGUUUGCUAGAAUUGGGUUUGAUCAGUGGAAUAGUUGGUUUAACGACACAUUUAGGCUUAUUCAUUGAAAUGUUGUACUAUAUGGCUUUAAAAGAGGGUUUAUUUUGGGUGUGCAUAUUUAGAAUGCUUUAAGUGAAUUACAUGGGAAUGAAGAACAGAACUGGUAUUUGCUGAUAAAUUCUUACAUAGGCAAGGUGCCCGGUGAUAACACCAACCAGACCACCCCUAUCUGCAUGAUUCUGAACAUCCCGAUGCCUGUUGUUUUGUGUAUAUUUUGUUUUUAAUAUAUUAACUUUUGUGGAUUCAUUUAAAGUCUGCUCAAAAGUAACACUGUUGAAACCACUAAAAUGUAUGUAAAAAAUUGUGCUAUAGACUAGAAUAAAAUUGUUACUUGGA
Molecule: messenger RNA, 3386 nt
Organism: Nyctereutes procyonoides (raccoon dog)
Lineage: Eukaryota; Metazoa; Chordata; Mammalia; Carnivora; Canidae
Gene: MMD
Product: monocyte to macrophage differentiation associated
Exons: 10
Coding region: 970-1701 (243 amino acids)
Cellular component (GO): membrane
Molecular function (GO): pore-forming activity
Source: RefSeq, a predicted model, not a curated record